Messenger RNA from Bufo gargarizans (Asiatic toad), 1484 nucleotides. RefSeq names its product solute carrier family 22 member 6-B-like. Gene Ontology annotation, cellular component: membrane. NCBI's taxonomy places the organism in Eukaryota, Metazoa, Chordata, Amphibia, Anura, Bufonidae. The record is from RefSeq and is a predicted model, not a curated record. The transcript is spliced from 6 exons. Bases 1 to 1437 code for a protein of 478 amino acids. Gene Ontology annotation, biological process: transmembrane transport. Gene Ontology annotation, molecular function: transmembrane transporter activity.
AUGGACUUUGAAACAAAAGAUCUAGGGGAUGUCAAACACUUCCUAGGCAUGCAGAUAGAAAGAGAAGAAGAUGGUAGUUUUCUUAUUAACCAGAGUCACAAAAUACAGGAAGUAAAUGAAACUUUUGGGCUCAAUGAUGCCAAACCAGUCAACUCACCUAUGGAGACAAAUUAUCUUAAAGAAUUAAACAACUCAAUUAACCCCUUGCAAAAUGACUCACAAUUCAUAAGGGCAAUGGGGAAGUUACUAUACAUUGCUACAGUGGCAAGGCCUGACAUAGCCAUAGCAGUGGGAUUCUUAUGCAGCAAAGUAUCCCAGCCAACCCAGAUGGACUGGAACGCAGCAAAAAGGAUCAUACGCUAUUUGAAGGGAACAAUAGACUUUAAACUGAAACUUUCAUCAACAGGGAAAAGUGGUCUGACUGGAUAUGUGGAUGCAGACUGGGCAGGUGACCCCAGUGAUCGGAAAUCCACCAGUGGACACCUGUUUCUAUUCAAAGACGGGCUGAGCAGCUGGACCACUAGAAAACAGUCCACAGUGACACGGUCAUCCACCGAAGCAGAAUAUGUGGCCACAUCACAAGCAGGGCAAGAGGUAAUCUGGUUGAGACAAUUGCUGGAAGAUCUAGAUCAGAACCAAACAGAGUCCACGCCAAUCUAUGAGGACAAUCAAGGAUGUAUAGCACUCGCACAGACAGAGCGGAUAAACCUGAGAACCAAACACAUAGACACAAUUAAAUAUGACAUGCAAAGGGAAAUAAAUGCUUCUCGAGGAAGUAGUUAUUCUGUGUUGGAUCUGAUAAGGACACCUGUGCUGCGUCGGAUAUCUUUUUGUAUAUGUUGUACUUGGUUCUCCACCAGCUUUGCUUAUUAUGGUCUAGCAAUGGACCUUCAGAAAUUUGGACUGAGCAUCUAUAUUGUUCAGAUUAUCUUUGGAACAGUUGAUAUACCAGCUAAGUUUUUCUCCUAUUUUGUGAUAACACACAUGGGACGUCGUGUUCUACAAGCUGCUAGUUUGAUUUUAGCGGGGAUUGCAAUUUUAGUGAAUGUCUUUGUUCCUGAAGAGUUUCAGACAGUGAGAACCUCAAUGGCUGUUUUUGGGAAAGGAUGUCUAGCAGCAUCUUUUAACUGUGUGUUUCUAUACACUGGUGAAUUGUACCCAACUGUCAUCAGGCAGUCUGGUAUGGGGCUAGGCACCAUGAUGGCUCGUCUUGGAGGAAUAGUUGCUCCACUGGUUCAGAUGACGGCUGAUUUUUAUAUUCAUCUACCACUCAUCAUUUAUAGCCUUUGUCCUAUAUUUUCUGGCAUUGCUUCAUGCUUUCUUCCUGAGACACUAGGUGUGCCUCUGCCAGAGACCAUACAAGAAGUAGAAAGCCCUACAUAUAGGAAGAAGGUUUCAAAAUACAAGGAAGAGAUAUCUUUAAAAGAUGGAAUUUAAUCUCAAGAAAAAAAAAGUCUUCAUAUUAUUGCAUUUUCCAUCAAUUC